ACAGGGAGACAGUGAACGAGUUCCACAUUCAGGGCUCUCAAGUAACAUUACUCUCCACAGUAUCAGUGUGUCAGCUCCACACGAUGGCUAAUGUUCUCUGACAACAGCCUCUCAUGAAGGACAAGUACACCUCAGCAUGCAGAAAAAGCGGGUGCUCCACGCACGGUCCUCAGGUUUCGCCAUCCAUCAAGCCUUUUCAAACAUCGACCACCACCUCCGCUGCUGCCCCUUCCUUCUGUCCUCCACAACCUGCAAACCAUCCCAGCCCCUGUCCAACUGAAUACACCUCAGCUCUAAAUCAUCUUAUCCCUCUGUAGUUCAUUCCCUGACAACAAAAAUCGCAAACAUCAGGACAUCCAGCCGGCCUCCUGUGGCAGGAUGAUAAACAACACUCCACAGACAACAGACAAUCACAGAAAAGAUAAUGAUGUUCAAACUGAAACCUGCUCAGGUCAUUCAAACCCCAUCAAGACUUUCAGGACUCAAAAUGAGCUUCACAAGGAACUGCUACUUGCCCACAAAAGGGGUCUGGCACUGAGCCGGAGACCAGAACUUCAACAGGUGCUGGAGAGGAGGAAGAGGGCGCAGAGUGAACAGGAAGAGGAGGGACAGAGCAGGACUCCUCUGGAGGAUGUGCUGCUAAGACGUCAGCAGAAGCAACUUGAGAGGGACAAGGAGCACGAGGAAAAGGUACAAGAAGAAACCCAGUUGAUGGAGUUUGUUAGAGUCCGACAGAACCUCAGAAAGAUCCACUCAGCGAUCCAAAACAAAAACAAUUUCUGAAAUGCUCCAGAAGAACCCCC
Molecule: messenger RNA, 803 nt
Organism: Hippoglossus stenolepis (Pacific halibut)
Lineage: Eukaryota; Metazoa; Chordata; Actinopteri; Pleuronectiformes; Pleuronectidae
Product: protein FAM107B
Exons: 5
Coding region: 379-783 (134 amino acids)
Biological process (GO): actin filament bundle assembly; actin filament polymerization; regulation of actin cytoskeleton organization
Cellular component (GO): neuron projection; stress fiber; synapse
Source: RefSeq, a predicted model, not a curated record